AUGGAAAAUGAUCUUUCAGAAUACCCCUCAAAAUUACGCCGCUUGGUCACACCGCCAACCACCUCAUAUGUCGCAAAAUUCGGCCGUGUUUUCUCGACCACCAACAUUCAACGUCCAUCCACCGUGUCCCGUGAAUUACACGGGUAGGGUUAAAUGGAAAGGAAACAAACGCGUGAGAUGCAACAACAAACGCCAUGUAAAAUUUAACGACUCAUCAGAGACGAACCGAUUCAUUGGCAAGGUUCGACGAUUUCACUUUCCAAAGAGGAGGUUUACCAGCGGCAGACGUAUCUCCACUCCAUUUGCGCCGCACAAUACUACGUCGUUCAUAAUCCGCUCAAAGAAGUCCGGGGGUAUAGCUUCUCUAGUGUCUCCUUGUGCGACGACUCCAAGGAUCUUAACAACGCCAACACUUUCGCCGUUGACAGAGGUGGUUGUGGAGAUGGCGAAGGAAAAUUGGGGAGUUGAUGGUUAUGGCACAAUGAAAGGCCUAAUUCGUGUUCGGUCGAGAAAAGAAGAUUCUGACAAAACGGAAAAUAAUGGCAGUGACAGUGAGCAUUUAGAAGUUGAGAAGAAAUUGAAGAGUGAUUUGAGAAGGUUUGAGAUGAUAUAUCCAAGUAAGUACAGUUUAGAGAAUAGGAUUGACGAACAGGAAUUACAUAUUACACGUCUUGAACAACUCAAUCUAAUUCUUAAGGAAAGAAGUUUUUUCAUUGAAGAUGAGUUGAGUGAGUUGAGAAGGCGUGUUUUAUGCUUAGAGACAGGGAAUCAGAUUGCAUGAUUUCAAUAGAG
Vicia villosa (hairy vetch) is the source of this 792-nucleotide messenger RNA. RefSeq lists its product as uncharacterized. The record is from RefSeq and is a predicted model, not a curated record. NCBI's taxonomy places the organism in Eukaryota, Viridiplantae, Streptophyta, Magnoliopsida, Fabales, Fabaceae. Bases 8 to 781 code for a protein of 257 amino acids. The transcript has a single exon.